This is a messenger RNA of Phytophthora sojae, 918 nucleotides long. RefSeq lists its product as hypothetical. The transcript has 3 exons. The record is from RefSeq and is a predicted model, not a curated record. Bases 1 to 918 code for a protein of 305 amino acids. Gene Ontology annotation, cellular component: cytosol. Lineage: Eukaryota; Oomycota; Peronosporomycetes; Peronosporales; Peronosporaceae.
AUGAGCCUGACCAGGGCGCUGUACCGCGAGCUGGUGGCGGCCGCGCGGCUGCUGGACGGCCAUGCGUCUCUGCGCGCGCUCGUGUCGACGGACCUGCGCGAGUCGCCGCUCGCCCCCGGCUCCAGAACGCGGCUGCCGCACGUGGACGCCUUCAACCGCUGCCUGACGCGCUACCUCGGGGGCGCCAACUUCUACCUGCCGGACGCGCGACGGCCGCCGCUGCUUCAAAUCGUGCGCGAGGAGUUCCGCAAGCCGCCGCCAGCGGCUGCAGGAGACUCGGACGGCCUGGACACGGCCUUCGUGGCGCUGCGGGCGCUCAACAACACGCUGGCGGAGGCCAAAGACUAUGAGCUGCCGCCCACGCAGCAGUCGGAGGAGACGCAUACAAUCGGCGGCGUGCAACUCGCAGAGAAUGCGGCGUCGGGCGUGUUUCUGCUGGCGCAUCCGCUGCUGGAGGGGAUCUUCAGCCGCUCGGUGGUGAUUCUGACCGAGCACAAGCCCGACGGGUCCAAAGGAUACAUUGUCAAUAAAGUGAUGGAGAAGCCGCUGGGACGUGUGUUCCAGGUGCCGCCCAACGUGCUGCAUGGUCGAGCAGAGUUUGGUGGCCAGCGGAUACUCACGACCAACUUCCCCACGGCCGACGAUCCGAGUCUCUUUGUGGGCGUGGAUCUUGAGACGGCCGCGCGGGCGAUUUACGACGAGACUGCCAAGCAGACGGAUUUGGUCUUUAUGAACGGCGUGUCUGCCUGGUCCCCGGGUCAGUUGGAGAGGGAGUUGAGGCAGGGCUCGUGGGUCGUGGUGAAGGCCCCCGUGUCGCUCGCGAUUAACGCACCUGCAGAAUUGUGGCAGGACUUGAUGCGGACUCUCGGUGGGGAAUACGCGGAGAUGAGCUGUAUGCCACCGAUGGAGGAAGAGUGA